Molecule: messenger RNA, 893 nt
Organism: Cryptococcus deneoformans JEC21
Lineage: Eukaryota; Fungi; Basidiomycota; Tremellomycetes; Tremellales; Cryptococcaceae
Exons: 3
Coding region: 470-727 (85 amino acids)
Source: RefSeq, a predicted model, not a curated record
UCUUCUUUUGUCGAACUGCCGCCCGGAGCGAGGCAUAGGUGCCGCCCGUGGAAAAGUUGGCCCGUGGUGCGACCACGUAAAAAACCCGGAAUGGACAAGACUAAUGUCCUGGUUCCCGUUGCCCUCGAGGGCCGAAGACAGUCGGAUGCUGCAAAGCAUGCCUUACAAGUCAAAUGCUACAGAGCAUGACUUCGCCAAGCCAGAUUGAUCAGUCUGGUCGAAACGAUCGCCGCUAUCGUGCCUAGAAAAGGGCUGCCGCAAGGGCGGCUGACAGGUUAUGAACGCCUUAUGAGCAGUGGUACAACGUUGGUACACGCUCGAUUCUCUGGCCAGAGAAUGACUUACCUCUUCGCUGAGAAGAAGGGAGACUUCCCUAAAUGGAGUCGCUAAUCCUUCGGGAUGUACACACGUAGAGAAUGUUCGAGUAGCAUUGGAGCUCUACGGGCCCAGCCGUGCCGAUCGGCUUUUGAUGGCGCCUUGCGUCUGCUUGACGACUCUGUUGUUUUGUAGCCCUCGGCGUUACAGUCUCGCCAACUUAUCGGCCGCGCCUUCCCUAAGCAUCAACACAACCGUUUGUCUACCCGUCGGCUUAUCUUCGAUUGUCCCUCGUGCUUUACCGCCGUUCCCACAUCGCGAUAUGUCUGUGUUUGAUGUGCUUCUACCGGUGGCCGCUCCUACUUACUGCAUCUGUCUCGAUAUCCUAUGCCUACUAAGGGACUUCCUCUGAGUCGUCAUGGAGAUUAAAUAAUGGUUCGGGGCAUGCUUUGUGCUACCCAUGAGUCUGCUUGAUCUUCGGCAUCAUGAUUGAGAUGGGGGUCCUGGAUAUUCGUACUUAUGCAUUGGAUCGGUUGCCACCAGUUUCAAGCUUUCUAUAAUUGUAUCUCAUCCGUCAC